Molecule: messenger RNA, 3284 nt
Organism: Cololabis saira (Pacific saury)
Lineage: Eukaryota; Metazoa; Chordata; Actinopteri; Beloniformes; Belonidae
Gene: cnr1
Product: cannabinoid receptor 1
Exons: 2
Coding region: 255-1664 (469 amino acids)
Biological process (GO): G protein-coupled receptor signaling pathway
Cellular component (GO): membrane
Molecular function (GO): cannabinoid receptor activity
Source: RefSeq, a predicted model, not a curated record
CACAGGAGAACAGGAGAACAGAGAAAAACUUUCACUUAUAGGACAUUUGAAAGAAAAUAUACUCCUCAUAAAAGUGAUUUGGCUCUAAUCUACCACGUCGGUUGUUUUUCCUUAAAUGUAAAAUUUGUGUCGGUUGGAUGAUGCGCUUCUGAAUUGGAUUUACGCGCGGCGAUAAAGGGCGAUUCCGCGCUCUGGAAACAUUAUGUAAGGUUGUCCUGGCAUCUUAGACUGCAGUAAUAACUUCAGACGCAGCCAUGAAAUCUGUGCUGGAUGGGGUGGCGGACACCACCUUCCGGACUAUUACAUCUGGUCUGCAGUAUCUGGGAUCCAAUGAUGCCAACUACGACGACGCCAUCAAUGAUGGAGACUUUAAGGGCAGCUUCUCCAUGCAGAAGCCCUUAUCUGCUUUCCGCAGCAACUCCUUCCCCAACAAAGUCCCUCCAGAGGAAGAGCUCAUCUUCAAGGGCAUUCCUAUCUUCCCCACCAAUGCCACAGACUUGUUCGGCAACAGGAGCACGUUCAGAGAUGAGACUAACACCAUACAAUGUGGGGAGAACUUUAUGGACAUGGAGUGUUUCAUGAUCCUAACUCCCAGCCAGCAGCUGGCUGUGGCCGUGAUGUCUCUGACUCUGGGGACCUUCACGGUGCUGGAGAACCUGGCGGUGCUCUGCGUCAUCUUUCAGUCCCGCACCCUGCGCUGUCGGCCAUCUUACCACUUCAUUGGCAGCCUCGCCGUGGCUGACCUGCUGGGCAGCGUCAUCUUUGUCUACAGCUUUUUGGACUUCCAUGUUUUCCACAGGAAGGACAGCCCCAACGUUUUUCUCUUCAAGCUGGGUGGAGUCACAGCGUCAUUCACGGCAUCAGUCGGGAGCCUUUUCCUCACUGCUAUCGACCGCUACAUCUCCAUCCACAAGCCUCUUGCCUACAGGCGCAUCGUGACUCGGACCAAGGCGGUCAUAGCCUUCUGUAUGAUGUGGACCAUUUCCAUCGUCAUUGCAGUGCUACCUCUGCUGGGCUGGAACUGUAAACGCCUCAAUUCUAUUUGCUCAGACAUAUUCCCCCUCAUCGAUGAGAACUACCUGAUGUUCUGGAUUGGUGUGACCAGCGUGCUGGUCCUGUUCAUCAUCUACGCCUACAUAUACAUCCUGUGGAAAGCACACCACCAUGCUGUGCGCAUGAUGAACCGUGCCUCUCAGAAGAGCCUUGUCGUCUACACAGCAGAUGGGACUAAAGUGCAGACCACUCGCCCUGAGCAAACACGCAUGGACAUCCGUCUGGCCAAGACCCUGGUGCUUAUCCUGGUGGUGCUGGUCAUCUGCUGGGGCCCAGUGCUCGCCAUCAUGGUCUACGACCUUUUCUGGAGGAUGGACGAUGACAUCAAGACGGUGUUUGCAUUCAGCACCAUGCUCUGCCUGCUUAACUCCACCGUCAACCCCAUCAUCUACGCCUUGAGGAGCAAGGAUCUGAGGCACGCCUUCCUCAGCUCCUGCACCGCCUGCAGGAGCACUGCCCAGCAGUUGGACAAUAGCCUCGAGUCAGACUGCCAGAACAGAAAUACCAACAUUUCUGCCAACAGGGCUGCAGAGAGCUGCGUGAAGACCACUGUGAAAAUAGCCAAAGUAACAAUGUCGGUGUCAACUGAAACGUCAGCCGAAGCUGUCUAAUUGGCCGUCACGGUGAAAAAUGUGUAAAUGUUCUCCUCCCCAAACGUCAUUACACGCACACACACAAAAAAAGCAAAGAUUAGCCAUUGGAGACAAAAUCCUCUCCUGAACGUGUUGAUUCACAUCCUCACAUAGACACUUUAGUGGUUCCAUGAUCUUAUGUUUGUGUAUAAGUACAUAGUGUGCCAAAGUGCCAAAUGAUUUUGCAAACUCAUGAAAAAAAAGGACUCGAUAUUGGAGAGGAUCAUAAAAGACUAUCAUAAGUCUGCUGUUUGCCAUAGACUUCAUGAUACUCAAUUAGCGAAGGCAUAUUAUAUUUUUGUACUGUGAAUUCAGGUUUUGAAAUCAAUAUAUCUUCAUUUACGGGAUAAGGGGCUACUGACAUUUUUAAGUAGAGACGUUUUACAUUGUCAUUUAGAAUUUAACAUGUGUCUUGCGCCAUAAGUAUAACAAAUCAUUGCGCCAUGACCUUCUGCAGUCUUUAUGUUGCAUAUGAACAUUUCUGAGUAGAUGGAAAAAUGAUGUCAUGAAACAUGUAACUUUUGUGUGUUUUCUGACAACACUCAGUGAGUGGCAAAUGUGUGAAUAGUUUUUUUUAAAGAAAUGGCGGAUCGAGAAGACCAAGAAAACAAAAAGUGGAAAAAAUGAACUGGUUAGACAGAGUUGAUGGACUCACAGGUUUUUGGUUUGUAAAAACUGAAAAAACAUUUACUUUGGCAGAGUGGUGUUUCUCGCUGACGAGCGGUUACUUCUGCUGGGUAACAUCUUUAUUCUGUCGUAUACUUAACAACUGUACAGUGUUUUCUUGCAAAGUGUUUGUAUCGAGUCAAUCAACCAUACAGCCAAGACAACUUUAGCACCAGGCUAAGACGGAUCAAACCUGAAUAUGGAUGCAGUGUGCUGGUCACUACUGCAGGAGGCUACAGUGGUCUCAGACUACAGCUGCUUUCAUCAGAGGUGUGAUUUUACUGGAUUCAGCCUUGUGUGUGUGCGUGUGUGUGUGUGUGUGUGUGUGUGUGUGUGUGUGUGUGUGUGUGUGUGUGAUACCUUGUGACUCUGUAAUCUCUUUCCAACCCCAAAGCCUUUGGAUCAUUGCAGUGGCUUGUUUCAGUGCUAUACUAUUGUAUCAGUACAUUAUUUGAAAAAAAAAGGAACCCAUGCGCAGGGCUAGUGCAGUACUUUUGGCGUAACAUUGAAUGAAAAUAUGUUUGCUGGUAAUUUUUACUGCUCAUAACAAACAAAAAACAAAGCUCUUUUCAACAGCUGGUACCUUUAAUGGAGGUUUGUGUGUACAAAUUAUGUGUGAGCGGAGAAAUGAGCUAAAACAAGUUGAGAGGAUGUGAUUUUUUCCAAUAGGUGAUGUAGUACUUUAAAUCUAGAAAUCUUAUGGCACAAAUGCUCUAUAGACAUUUAUCUUGAUGUGAAGUUAUGCAGACAGCCGUUUAUCAGUAUGCUUCGCUGCCUGUUGUAGUUUUAAGUAUUGAAGAUCAAAAUGUCAAUUGUCAAGUGGCUUCUGUGCAUUGGUGGCAUAAUGAGGAAUUAUGACAUAAAAAUCCCAAUCAGUCAAGUGUUUUUAGUAUUGUUGUUUUCAACAUUUGAAUAAAGUUGCAGUUGGUGUCA